AAAAAAGGUAUACGUAUUGUUUUCCUUGUACAUUGUUGUGUACCUGUGUAGUAUCUGUCAAUCAUUUUGGACGGUCAUUAGUUGUAGAUAAAUACACAAUAGUAGUUACGUAGAUCACGCGGCGGGUUUGAGGAGUAAUGUAAUGAAAUGACUGUUUACUUUCAGUUUGAAAUUAAGUGUCAGUGCUCAAGUUUUAUUUUGUGAACUUUGGAUUUAAAUUUUCUGUUCGCCACUAUGGGUUGCACCCAAUCGUCCGAAAAAUAUACCGAUGGGGAUGGUCCUCCCCUUCCCCCGCCACGCCCUCCACGAAAACUAAAGAGACACCUUGUAAAACGGGAGGAUGUGUUUAAAGACAUCGACAACCAUGCCUUAAAGACACCUGGAUCCGCCGAGACGUCAGUGAGUAAGCUCGCCUCCUACCUAGUCCAGGAAGCCAAAUCAGACCUAGAGAAGAUCCGCGCCUUCUAUCGUUGGAUCACGAAUAAUAUAAGGUAUGACACUCGGCCAGACUUUCACGACAGAAAUAUUGACACAGAUGGAGCGACAGUUUUGCGCAUGCGAAGUUCGGUAUGCAUCGGUUAUGCGAAUCUGUUCACAGCGCUCUGCAGAGAAUGUAAAAUUCCUGUGAAAGUCGUUUCCGGAUUCUCCAAAGCAUUCAAUUACGACCCGGAGACGAGCUUCACUACCGAUCAAACACCCGAGCAUGCGUGGAACGCUGUUUAUAUUAACGACAACUGGCAGUUUGUGGAUUGCACGUGGGGAGCAGGUUCCCGAGACGACAGAGGAAACUUUGUCAAAAAGUUUUCAGAUUUCCAUUUUUUGACGGAACCCAAACUUUUCAUCUUGUCACAUUUCCCUUACAUGGGCAGCGAUAUGUCCAAAAGUCAAGCUUGGCAACUUCUUCCGAAACCCCUCACCCUGGAUACAUUCAGCAAACGUCUGAAGGGGUUCUCACAUAUGUACACAUGUAAAAUUAAACCUGUAUCUCACCCUGACGGCGUAAUCACCUUCUCCAACAAGAUAGAAGUUACGAUGCAAUAUCCCAAAUCUUCCUAUUUCUUUCUGAUGGCGCGAUUAUUCAAGAAACAGUCUGCUCGAGAGUUUGAUCAGUAUGUCCUUGUAGAAAAUAUUGAUGGUAGUCGUAUAAAAGUUAAGGUCAGUCCACCAGAAAGAGGAACCUACACACUGAAACUGUUUGGUCGUACUGACCCAAAAGUAGAGGAGCUGACUGCGUUAGCAAAUUACGUGCUGAAAUGUGAAGAGGUCGGGGACCAUGUCUUUGCUUUCCCGAAACACCAAGGUUCGUUCGGUCCUUAUCACGAUUAUGUCGAGGCGGGAUUCCACAGCUCAGUCGGUAAACAGGCUGUGAUGGAAAGCAAAAACGGAAAACUAGAUUUUCUCAUCAAAACUACGAAAAAUGUUGAAGCUAUUGCAAAGAUGGAGCACGCCACUAAAAAUCUCAAUCCAAAUGAUAACUAUAUUUUGCUUGAGAGGGAAAAGGAACAAUUAUACAUCAAAGCAAAGUUUCCUUCAAAAGGAUAUUAUAAACUCAGUAUAUUCACCAAAAAUGAAAAUGCUGAUACUUACUCUCCGAGAAUAGCCUACCUAGUCUUUUGCAGUCAAGAUGACCCAAAAUGUGAACCAUUUCCUAAAGUCUUUCCUCAAACAACGCAAUAUGAGUGUCGUCUGCUGUCUCCUGUCACGUGCGAGAUAAAGGCGCACGAGCAGAUCCUGUUCCGGUUCUCUUCUCCUAACAUCGUUCAGGCUCUGCUACACGAGACUCCCAUGGAGAAGAAGGGGACGGUUUGGGAGGGAACACUUAGGACCUCAGGACCCGGAGAGCGGAUUCGAGUCUCCGCUAGUGACCAGAAAGGUUCUAAGUAUUGGAGGAUAUACGAGUUUAGUGUUAUGUGAAGAACCCUACUUGUACAUGCAUAUGGAAGACGAUUUUCUUGGUACUAUAAAUAGACCGCAGUGAUACAGACUUUUUAAAAGAAGAAUCAUGUUUUAUAUAUACAAGGAUUACGAAUUAUACAAUGAAAUGUACUUAUUCAAGAGGAAAUAGAUCUGAUAUAAUGACAUGAUAGUGAUUAUUGGUGAUGCUGUCUUUCACGAACCGGCGCUCAAUCUUACACGGGCCUGUGGUCAAUCUUGCGGUCGCCUUCCACAGACUCUGUCCAGUCAUUCGUGGUGCUUAAUCUUCAUACUUAAAUUGUGGCAUUGUCUUUUUUAUUAUUUAUAUAUCUUUAAUGUAUAUACCACUAUGUAACUUUAUGAAUAAAUGAUACACUUUUUUGA
Molecule: messenger RNA, 2298 nt
Organism: Ostrea edulis (European flat oyster)
Lineage: Eukaryota; Metazoa; Mollusca; Bivalvia; Ostreida; Ostreidae
Product: kyphoscoliosis peptidase-like
Exons: 5
Coding region: 235-1914 (559 amino acids)
Source: RefSeq, a predicted model, not a curated record